Molecule: messenger RNA, 6118 nt
Organism: Loxodonta africana (African savanna elephant)
Lineage: Eukaryota; Metazoa; Chordata; Mammalia; Proboscidea; Elephantidae
Gene: SINHCAF
Product: SIN3-HDAC complex associated factor
Exons: 6
Coding region: 1260-1925 (221 amino acids)
Biological process (GO): negative regulation of cell migration
Cellular component (GO): Sin3-type complex
Source: RefSeq, a predicted model, not a curated record
GGGGUGAGAUAGGAAUCUGUUGUAAUAGCAUUUGGUGUGUGUAUUAAUGGAAUUGAACUGGCUUUUCUUGCUGUACUUCUUUGUCCUUGCUGAGUAGGGAGGCUGAAAUUUUCUAAAGCUAUUGAUGAAGCUGGAGACUAUAAGAGGAACUGUGGACUUUUGACCUUCUUGAUGGUAAUGUCAGAUGGUUAGGGGGAGUCUGGGGAACCCAAAGGAUGGGUGUGAGGACAGGCAAUCAUAUUACAUUCUUGCCUUAGAACAGUAAUAUACAAAUUAAAGCAGUAACUUCUACUCUGUUUUCUAUAAUGCUGUGCCAUUUGACAACAUUGUUUUUUCCAAAGCAACACGUGAUUGUUUUCUUCAGGAGGCUGUUCUCUUGUUUGUUUUUAGUUGAUGAUUUACUGUCCAUUUUUUUCUUAUUAUAUAUAGGGUUCUUUACUCACUUUUUUUUUCCUUAAGGGGGAAAAAAAACUCAAAUUCCCAUGCAUUUCAUUGAAGUAAAUAAUUAACUUAAUCAACUAAGGAUAUUUUGUUUUCUUGUUUUAACAAUUCUUAAACUGAGGUAACUUCGUGUUAGAUGUAAUUACUGAAAUGCAUCAGUGCCCUCCUACCCUGCAUCCUCCCCCUCCUUUGCCCUGUUCCCUCAGCAACAAAAACACUGAGGAUGAAUGCUUGAUUCAUAAUUGCCGCCGUUGCAAAGGAAAACCUCAGUGUUUGUUUAGCUAGUUAUUUACUAAUAAAAAUAUUAUGAAGUAUUUUCUUAAAAAGUAGAAAACCUUGUCCAUGUUUCAGAACUCAUCUCAAAAACAAAAUAGAAAAACCCACCUGGAUAGUUGUAUGGUCACUUCUCUGAAUCACUUCCAUUAAUACUUGCCCCCUUGCCCUGGAAUACUAACCAAAAUUGGAAUGGAAUGAGAUCAGGCAAGAAAUAUUCCAAAGACAUACUGAAGUUUUUGUUUUACUGGUUCAUGUAUAUAUACUUAUUCAUAUAUAUAUAUGUACAUAAUUUAUAAAACGACUUUAAAAGAAAGAUAUUCUGUGGUUGUAACUCAGCGAAUAAGUAUUAAUAAUUUUCUCUUAUUGAUGCUUUAUAUGAUGCACACUCACACAUACGUACCUUCUGGACUUGUCCAUUGGGGUUCAGUUUCUAUGUUCGUUGCCUUUUUAUCACCUCUCAUAGUCCAGGUGUUCUGAUGGAGUUGGCUUUUUAUUUGGAUAUCUCAAAUUAUUCCUCCUAAGACUAUUGCCUAGAAGAAAAGAUGUUUGGUUUUCACAAGCCAAAGAUGUACCGAAGUAUAGAGGGCUGCUGUAUUUGCAGAGCUAAGUCCUCCAGUUCUCGAUUCACUGACAGUAAACGCUAUGAAAAGGACUUCCAGAGCUGUUUUGGGUUGCAUGAGACCCGUUCAGGAGACAUCUGCAAUGCCUGUGUCCUGCUUGUGAAAAGAUGGAAGAAGCUGCCAGCAGGCUCAAAAAAAAAUUGGAAUCAUGUGGUAGAUGCAAGGGCAGGGCCCAGUCUAAAGACUACAUUGAAACCAAAGAAAGUGAAAACUCUAUCUGGAAACAGAAUAAAAAGCAACCAGAUCAGUAAACUACAGAAGGAAUUUAAACGUCAUAAUUCUGAUGCUCACAGUACCACCUCAAGUGCCUCCCCAGCUCAAUCUCCUUGUUACAGUAACCAGUCAGAUGAUGGCUCAGAUACAGAGAUGGCUUCUGGCUCUAACAGAACACCAGUCUUUUCCUUUUUAGAUCUUACAUACUGGAAAAGACAGAAAAUAUGCUGUGGGAUUAUCUACAAAGGCCGUUUUGGGGAAGUCCUCAUCGACACACAUCUGUUCAAGCCGUGCUGCAGCAAUAAGAAGGAGCCUGCUGAGAAGCCAGAGGAGCAGGGGCCAGAGCCUCUGCCCAUCUCCACUCAGGAGUGGUGACUGAGGUUUAUGUAGAAGGGGAACAAAAAAUGAUUUAAGUUUUAGGAAGAUGCAACAAAAUAACCCUCCUAUUUUUAACUCAGAUACUUGCUAUUCUGCCAAAAGACAAUAUGUAGAAUGGUUUUGAAUGGGUUAUUUUUCUCCCCAGUUCCACAAACUUUGAAGCCAGUGUCUAGUUCACUUAAAAAAAAAAAAGUGUACAUAAUAUUUAAGAUGCUGAGUAUUUCAUAGGAAAGCUGAAUGCUGCUGUAAAGUGCUCUUUAAGUCUUUUUUUUUUUUUUUUUUUAAUCCCCUUCUAAUGAGUGAAAAGGGGAAUUUCAGGGGACAGAGUUGGGAUUUUGUUGUAUAAUAAACUGUAGUUUUAGUCUUUCUAUAUUGAGAAGCAGUGGUUGGGGCAUUUUUAAAGAUGGCUGGCUAUAGUUCUUUUCCCUCGUGAUGAUAAAUUUCUCAUAACUCAGCAACAUGGAGUUGCCCCUAGAGGUAUUUAUGAAUAAUUUUGAAAUAUUAAGGUCUUGCCCAUGUUAUGAUGAUUCAAACCUAUACUACUGAAAAGUUAAGCAGGACAGACUAAACUUUUAGGUACAGAUACCUUGAAGGAGAAAAAUAAUGGCUAAAUAUAAGCCCAAAACCAAACCCGUUGCUGUCAAGUUGAUUCCGACUUACAGUGUCCCUGUAGGACAGAGUAGAACUGCUCCAUGGGGUUUCCAAGUCUCUAAAUCUUUACAGAAGCCGGUUGCAACAUCUUUCUCCCAUGGAGUGGCUGGUGAGUUUGAACCCCUGACCUUUUGAUUAGCAGCUGAGUGCUUUAACCACUGUGCUACCAAGGCUCCUCUGACUAAAUAUACAGAGAAGUAAUUUGACUGUAUAUGUUGCAUCCAGUUUCACCUCCCUCCAUAUUAAUAUUCGAGAAAGAUUUUAAUUUAUAUGAAACUUCUAAAGCAGAAUCAAAGCUUCUCUUGGAGAAAUGGCAAGUUUUUAGGAUAAGCAAUCCUAAAUUGGUACCAAAGCAUUACCACGUGAUAGAACACACUCUAUUAAAAGCGUUCAAUUUCCGGAAAUAAAACGUGCAAGUCUUCAAGGUAGUGUAAAACAAAGGCUAAUGCUUCGUGGGGCACCUUUCUUAGAGGACUUGCUGAGUGUGUAAAUAAUUGACUUUUAUUUGCGUUAGAAGACUGCUUGGUGACUUCAUUGAAAAUCUGCACAAUUCAGUUUUAGCUCUGGAUUACUUCAGUUGACCUUUGUGAAGGUUUUAUCUGUGUAGAGUAGGUGUUUGACUGUUUUAACCUAUUAGGUUUUUUUUUUUUUCACUCUAUAUUUAAAGUAAAAUUCUACUAAAAGAAAAGAGGUGCAUGUCAGCGCUGAGUGGGUUGGUUUUUGGUUUGGUAUCUUUAGCCCAGCUUUCUGAACAUUGAGAUUUUGGGUGAUAAAUAAAUCCUGAAUGUGGGUCUCUUCAAUUCUGAAAUCUUCAUUAAGGACCUCUCACUUGAACUCAAACCAAAGUACUUUCAUGGCCUCUUUUCAGCAAGUUCAGGAAAAAACUGUCACCAGUUAAGACUGUUCAUAAUGAGGGAGAAGCAUUUUGCCUACCUUAUAGUAACAAUACUCAGUGCUUAUUUUUAAAACUGGAUUUUAAAAAUUGGUUAGUAUAAAUAUCAUUAAGGAGUGAGCCACUUUUUAUGGGCAUCCUAUAGUUUUAUAGUUCAUAAUCUAAACUUAAGAUUCUAUAUUUCUUUUGGAAAAAACGUACAUGCUACAUGCCACCAUAUGCACAGACUACACAGUGAGUUGGGUCGGCUCUCCCACAGCCUUUCAGGUGCAUUACAAGAGUCCCAGCCUUAUCAUCUUCCUUCUGAGUUUUGUUUGAAAUGAUUUUUCUCUUUUUUUGUACAUUUUGACUUCAGUAUUGGUGGUAGAAUAUACUAUAAUAUGGAUCAUCUCUACUUCUGUAUUUAUUUAUUUAUUACUAGACCUCAACCACAGUCUUCUUUUCCCCCUUCCACCUCUCUUUGCCUGUAGGAUUACUGUAUGUAGUCAUGCACUUUGUAUUAAUAUAUUAGAAAUCUACAAAUCUGUUUUGUACUUUUUAUACUGUUGAAUACUUAUAAUCAAAACUUUUACUAGGGUAUUGAAUAAAUUUAGUCUUACUAGAAAAUAAAAGGCUUUUUGUCGCUUUGUUUGAAAAGUCGUCUUUGGUAAGAAUAAUGUUUUUCGCCCUCACAAAUAUUCAAUGUUGUUUUUAGCUGCUGUGGAAUUGGACCCUGACUCAUGGUGACCCCACGUACAAUGGAACUAAAUAUUGCUCGGACCUUUGUGAUCCAUAGGGUUUUCAUUGGCUGGUUUUUUUUUUUUUAGUAGAUCGCCAGGCCUUUCUUCCUAGUCUGUCUUAGUCUGGACGCUCUGUUAAAACCUGUUCAGCAUCAUGGCAACACACAAGCCUCCCAUGAGAGACUGACACAUGAGUGGUGGCGGCCGAUGAGGUGCGUUCGAUGGGGAUCAAACCCAGGUCUCCUGCAUGGAAGGCGAGUUCUACCACUGAACUACCAAUGACCUCAUUAUUCAGUAUAAGCCCUUAGUAUUAUAACAAGCCACGAGGGAAAAUAAUCCUCUUUACUAAGAAAUAAAGAUUUUAGAAUAAAAGACAUUUUAACCGCAGUGCUCAAUAAUUAACCUAGUGAAUACUAUGACUUAAAGCAUCCCCAGUAUUUUAAUGUCUGUGAUGUGGUUUCAUUGUGUAUGGACAUCAGAGGGAGCAUCACUGAAAAUUGAAAGUUGGUUACACAGAAAGGCAGAUUUUUUAGUUUUUGUAGGGAAAAGAGAGCACCAGUUUGGGAGCCGGAGAAAACUGGAUUAAAAUUCCAGUUAUGUGAUCUUGGAUAAUUCAUGGCACCUCACCUGUGAAAUACAGAUAAUAAUUUUUGGGUGUAUGUGCUUUAGAUGGUUUACAGAGCAAAUUAGUUUCUCAUUAAAAAUUAAACACGUAUUGUUUUGUGACAUUGAUUGCCAACCCUGCAACGUGCCAACACUCCCCUUCUCAUCCUUGGGUUCCCUAUUUCCAUUCAUCUAGCUUUCCUGUCCCCUCCUGGAGAAAGGCAGAUUUUGAUAUUAAGGUUCAGAUCUGGACUCUAGUAUCUGGCUCUGCGUCUUAUUAGCCAUUUGAGUUAUUUGGCCUUUGUAAGCCUCUUUUCCUAUUCUGUAAAUUGAUUGACUUAUUUUACAGAAUUAUGAAUGAUCCAAAGAGGUAUAAAAUCCAUAUCAUGAAGUUUUGAAAACAAAUUGCUUUAUUACUUUUUAUACUAUAAUUAGGUCUUUAAAUUUGCUUUGGAUAGUCCAACUGAUUUUGCCAGCAUCUAACUAAAAAAUCUAGUCUAGCUAUUAACAAGUUGUCAAGUUAACAUAGGAUAGGGGAAAAGUGACAGCACCUGAGUUAUCUAUUGCUGCAUAAUACAUUACCACACACACAUGGAUGACCUCCGUUUUUGUGGCUAUGGAGUCUGGGCACAGCUUAGUCGGGACCUCUGCUUAGGUUCUCAAGGCUUCAGUGAAGAUGUCAGUUGGACUGCAUUCACAUCUAGAGGCUUGAUUUGGUAAGAAUCUCCUUCCAAGCUUACCCAGCUUGUGGCUUAGUUUGUUUCCUUUUGGCUAUAGGACUGUGGAUCCCAGGCUUCUUCCUGGCUAUUGGAGGCUGCCCUUCGUUCCUUGCCACGUGGGCUUUCUCAACAUGGCCCUUUAUCGUCAACAGGUAGAGUCUCUAGAGCUAGUCUGCGAGCAAGACGGAGCCUUCUCAGAGCACAUUCCAGUGAAGGGGAUUACACAAAGGCAUGAAGACCAAGAGGUGGGGAGUGAGGAACAUGGGGACCACCUAAGUGCCUGCUAUAGCAUCACAAUUUUUUUUUACUUGAAUCCCUUAAAAUAUUGGGCCUCUUUUCCCUACAAUAUAAGUGCUUUGUAUAGCAAGUAAAGAAAAAAAAAUUCCACCCUCAACCUCCCCGCCAUUUUGAAAUAUCUACUAUUUGUUAGGUACUUGUAAACAUCUAAGCAACCCUACAAAAUGAAAAAAAAAAAACCUCACACCAGUUUUACAGGUAAGUGGAUGUGCAAAAUAUUAAACACCUUGAAGAAAAAUUUGCUUUUCUGAUUUCAAAGUCUUUGCUCUCCAAACUGGGCCCUGUCCCUGCUCUAGUAGUGGCACAUCU